Molecule: messenger RNA, 2321 nt
Organism: Branchiostoma belcheri (Belcher's lancelet)
Lineage: Eukaryota; Metazoa; Chordata; Leptocardii; Amphioxiformes; Branchiostomatidae
Product: synaptotagmin-15-like
Exons: 7
Coding region: 911-2182 (423 amino acids)
Biological process (GO): regulation of dopamine secretion; cellular response to calcium ion; regulation of calcium ion-dependent exocytosis
Cellular component (GO): membrane
Molecular function (GO): clathrin binding; syntaxin binding; phosphatidylserine binding
Source: RefSeq, a predicted model, not a curated record
UCCGUGAACCUACUAAAUGCCUGCUGCCAUGGUAAGGAAAGCCUGUCAGCUUUUCCCAAACUUUCAUGAAAACAGCAAACACAUUUCUAUCAUGUAUGCUAUGGCAACGGUUGCUACGUUACGGGUAAAGUGUACGCUGGAAGAUAUCUUUGUAGCAGGUUUAAGCACCGGCAUUUCUGAGUACGAGCACGUAGUCAGGCGCCCACACAGGCAAACAGAACUAAGGUGUUGUGUCAACACUCCUAUCACCGGAUCGUCGUCAUCAUAGGGAUUGAUUGUUCAGGGCGCACGUCACCGUGGCGGGAGCGAGGGGCGUUACCGGCGGGCUGGGCACAGGUGGGCGCCGCGCACGUCCGGUGGCGACACGGUCGGGAAUCUCACCUAAUCCUAACCCGUCUAGCUCACACUCGAGCACUGAGACUGCACAAGUGCUGGCCACGUUUUGUUGCGAACUGGCGCGAGACUGGUUAACAUCCUACAAUACAAACACAGACUGGGCGCUAGGAAAUGUGUGAGUACAGGGACUACAGGUAAGCAACGUGACCGAUUGCUCAGUCAUUUACAAACCGCGGGAAAGACCCAGCGUCUGCUGCUGUAGCCAGAGGACGAGUGUUACACGUGCAGGACUAGAACUGAGCGUGGUUUUCUGAUUCCUACCUGCCUAUAGGGUAAGGGCAACACGUCUGAACGUCGGUAUCACCAGCCACCAGCGUGGCCUUGCCGUGUAACACCACAUCCGUGUACCGUGACAGCCUUUACAAUACAAAGGGACCGGAAGGGCGCGUUGCCCAAAUCUAGGAAAUACCACUUUAAAACGGAAACUUUCUCCAAACUUUCUUAACCGUGACAUCCGCAAGCUCUGACGGCAACCAAGCGGACACGUCAAGGAGAAAACCACAACAGAUCAGCCAUGGCGCUUCGCAGACUGUGCUGUUGUUGCUGUCCUGAAUACAAACCGGCUGACGGGUUCGACGAUCUGGAGAUGCGCAGUGUGGAGAGCACUCCUGCAACUACGCCGCGAGACGCCAGGGGGCGCCACGUCCGGAGAAACUCUUCCAUUGAAUUCUGGGUACCUGGAGGAAAUCGUGUCACGUCAGUACAACCCAAAACGGAAUAUCAUGACGACGCCAUUUCCAUAGACAGUAACGGGUCCGGCCUGUCCCUUGAAAACGUGACGUACGAACCUUUCCGAGUAAACCCGAUGUUGCCCGAAGUGCGUCACAAGCCCGUGACGGUUCAGCCGCUUGGUUCUUUAGACCCGUCGUUGUACGAGACUGCUGACACGGACCGGAAGGUUUCACAGCUGAAAAUAGCUCACGCCAGACGGGGGAGCACUGAUGACGUCAAGGAAGAAACGUUAGGCACAGUCUGGUCCAAAAUACACUAUGACGCCAUCACAGAAAGGCUUGUUUUACGUUUGCAGAGAAUCAGUGACCUGCCGAGAAAGGGAGACAAUAAACUUUAUGACCCCAUGGCCGUCAUCUGUCUGUUACCGGACGAAAAACAUUGCUUCAGGUCAAAGGUCAUCCGAAAUACGUGUAAUCCCUGCUUCGAGGAUGAAUUCGCGUUCCCAUUGGAGAAGGUUAUGGAGCAUGCGCGGGACCUGCUGACGUGUGUACUGCGCAUCUCUGUAUAUGACUAUAACAGGACUCAUAGAUAUAACGUCAUCGGCCAUGCUCUCUUCCCAUUGGCUGAUCAGGACCUGUCCGGACGAAACACGGUCAAAGCGCCGAUCACGAAAAGAAGUAAGAUAACCGGUAACCUCGGAGAAGUACAGCUGUCCCUCGCCUACCUGCCCUACUUGGACCGACUGUCUGUGGUCGUCAACCGGUGCAAACACCUCAAAAUACUCGACAAAUCAGUGACUUCAAUAGAUACCUACGCGAAGGUGACCCUGAUGUGUGGGAGUGACAAGGUCAAGAGCAAACGAACAGAGGUGGUGGAGAAUACGUCAAAACCUGUUUUCAACCAGUCUCUUUCCUUCGUGGUGCCAUAUUCCUACCUAGACGACACCAGCUUGGUGAUUACUGUCAUGCAGAGGACAUUUUUGCGUUCGGAUGCGGUCAUAGGUCGCCUGGUGGUCGGUCCGUUUUUCUACGCACAAGGCGAAAGUUUGACUCACUGGGGCAAGAUGGCGAAAUCAAGCGAAGCGAAGAAGCAAUGGCAUCCAUUGUAUCUAUAAUGCAGGGCAUAGAAUAAGAUAAGUAAAACAAUAUCACCAUGUGGUAAACAACAGAAUUACAAUUGCUGUGUUAUUAAUGUGUCAGGAAAAGAAAACAACAUGUAUUUUAUACAUAAUGCGAUUGACUGCGUGUAUGACU